AUGGAGCUUACUUCCGCGUACAUCGCGUUGCUCGCGUUGAUUCCUCUCGUCUCUGGCCAAUGCAAAUGUACCCCUAAUGAUAUCUGCUGGCCAUCUGAUAAAGAGUGGGGCCGAUUCAACAGCUCCAUCGCUGGAAACCUCAUCCAGACGGCCCCACCUGCGGCGCCGUGUUAUGCCGGACCCAAUCGGGAUGCCGCCGCAUGUGAAGCCGUCACCCAGGGCUGGAGCACGGCGACUUUCCAGGCAUCUCAGCCCAUCGGCUAUGACUAUCCUCUCAAUUCCUCUUGUCCACUAGCUCGGUUCACUGCCAAUGCCCCCUCAGCCAACUGCACCAUCGGAAACUCCCCAGUGUUUGCCGUCAAUGUCACCGACGAGGAGCAUAUCUCGAAGGCGGUUGAGUUCGCCAAGAAAAAUAACAUUCGUAUCGUCAUAAAGUCUACGGGCCAUGACUUCCUUCAAAGGUCGACCGGCUACGGCAGCCUUUCUAUCUGGUUGCAAAACUAUCGAAAAGGUUUCAAUUUCCAUGACGACUUCCAGGUCGUAAACGAGUGUCCCAAGUCGGACUGGAAAGGGAGCGCAUUGACUAUCACUGGAGCCUACUCGUGGUCCGAUAUCUACCCCACGGCGUUCGAGAAGAAUCUCAUCGUCGUCGGCGGAAACAAUAGGGGACCUUGUGCCACUGGCGGUUGGACACAAGGAGGCGGACACAGCCCGGUGACUCGUUUCUACGGGCUCGGUGCCGACCAGGUCCUGUCCGCAAGGGUCGUCUUGGCAUCUGGAGAGAUAGUGACUGCAAGCCCUUGCAAUAACACUGAUCUCUUCUACGCCAUCCGUGGAGGAGGUGGCGGCACCUAUGGAGUCGUGACACAGAUGACGGUCAAGACCUACCCUACCAAGAACAUUGAUGCGAUCGACGUUGUUAUCGGUACUGUAUCAACAAGCGCAAAUGUCUCGGCCAAGUUCAUCGAUGCGAUGACAGAUAUCUACUCUUCCUACCCUUAUCUGUCGGAGGUUGGCUUCGCCGGCUAUGGCGCCUGGGCAAUGAAUAGCCCAGUGCCCAUCGGCGGCAACUUUUCUACAUUCUACACCCAGACGUUCACUACGCUGGGCAACGACGCAGGAGAGGCGACCCGGUUGUUCAAGCCCAUUGCAGAGAAGAUUACUCCUCUGAAAGACGCCGGCUUCACUGUUUCCAUCACGCAGAAGGCGUAUACAGACUAUGGUGCGUACUACGCCAACAAGUCAGGAACAGAUGCAACUGUCGGCGGCGUCUCAGCCCUGGCCUCCCGCUUGUUGGGAAGAUCGGCCUUGGAGGGCAAUCGAGACCAACUUCGCAAAGCUAUGGAGACAAUGGCUGGAAAAGAUGGCAAGGCCGUGUUCCAUACCGUCGUCCAUCAUGGUCUUCAGACGGCGCAAGAAACGCGAGACAAGUCGUCCGCGGUUCAGCCUGGUUGGUAUGAUGCUGUCAUCCUCGAUAUUUUUGAGAGACCGAUUCUCAGUGGCGAGCUUUCUGUGUCAUCGAACAUCGAUCUCUUCGAUGACAUCCGUCAGAACGUACUCCCAGUCUAUCGGGAACUUUCGCCAAAUACUGGAACUUACAUGAACGAAGCGGAUUGGGGCGACACGAAUUUCCAGGAGGACUUCUACUCCUCAAAUUGGAAGCAAUUGAUUGAGAUCAAAACCAAGUAUGAUCCAUCUGGGGUCUUUUACUGCCAGACUUGUGUCGGUAGUGAUGAAUGGAAACAAGAAGCAAGCGGCGCAUUGUGUCGACGAUGCAGCUCUCGAGAAGGCCGCUGUAACGGUCGCAAUGAUGGGGCCGAAGGCAUGUGCGCUUGCUGGUAA
Molecule: messenger RNA, 1842 nt
Organism: Colletotrichum siamense
Lineage: Eukaryota; Fungi; Ascomycota; Sordariomycetes; Glomerellales; Glomerellaceae
Gene: apf9-1
Product: FAD-linked oxidoreductase apf9
Exons: 4
Coding region: 1-1842 (613 amino acids)
Molecular function (GO): oxidoreductase activity; FAD binding
Source: RefSeq, a predicted model, not a curated record